UCAUAGUUUUAGACUUUAGUUACUAGUUUACUACUUACUAGCAUGACAAGAUAGAUGUUUUGUUAUGAUUACUACUUACUAGUUAGUAAUCUGGGUUUAAUAUAUUAUUAUGUUUGUUAUUUGUCAGCUCACGUGUGUUCACCUUUAUAGUGGAUAUUUAUAAAUUUUAGAUUAUGUUAAUUGGUUAUAUCACGCUUUUUUUUACUGUAAAAUGAAACACGUGAACACGUUAUAUUCUUAUAUUACACAUUUUUAGAUCCGGUAUAAACAGUAAUAUUUAUUAAACUUUUAAAUGAAUAAUAGAUAGAAAGUCAACAUUGUUCCAAGUCACCAGGACUGAUGGCAUUCGUCAAUUUCUGUAUGAAACAGUCAACAGUUGUCCUAAGAUAACAAAUAAUUGAAAGUUACUAAGAGUAGGUUAUACCUACUGAAGAAUUAAAAGGUUGUUUUAAAGUAUAUUAGGGUAUACAGAAGUCAUAUAUUGUGAAGAAUUUUAUUGAAGAUGUAAUGGAUUAGUGGAUUACUUAUAUGUGACAUUGUUACAAUCAAAUAUCAAUAAAUACAAUAUCUAAUACUAAAUAUAUUUAAGUAACAUGAAUUAACUUAAAGUUUAAUAGUAUUUGAUGUUUUUGUUUAAGAACGGAAAAUAAUAGUACAGGAAGAAAUUAUUAGAGAAAAUAAUUAUUUCUAAAUAAAAACUCUAAAAGAAAACUUAAAUAAUUCUAAAAACAUGGGUGAAAUAUUAAAAAGUGAUAUAAAUAAGAUUAAGACUGAAUUUUCAACGUUGUUACCUGCUAAAAACUCACAAUCUGAAGAAUUAGAUUCAAUAAAUAGUAAUCAUAUUAAACAUAUUCCAAUUGUAAAUAAACCUGUUCUAGGUGACGUAUGGAAUGUAUAUGUCUCAAAUAUAAAUUCAUUAAAAUAUUUUCAUGUACAGAACAUUGAAAAAUAUGAAUAUAUUCAAUCAAUUAGUUCAGAAUUAGAAAAAUAUAUUUCAACAUCAAAUAAGCUUCCAAAAGUAGGAAAUUUAAUUGCCGCACGUGAUUACAAUGGUUUUUGGUAUAGAGCUAAAGUUCAAAGCAUAACUGAAAUGGGACUUUAUGUAUGCUUUAUUGAUUAUGGAAUUUCUAAUGUAUUAAUUACAGAUUUUAAAGAACUACCAAAAGAAUUUAUCAGCGUAAAACCUAUGGCUUAUCGUUGUUAUUUUAAAAGUGUAUCAAAUGAAGAUGAUAAUCAAUUAUUUGCUUUAGAUUUAUUUGAUUCAAUUUAUAAAUUCUAUAGUUCUUAUCAAAUAACUGCCACUUUUUUAAGCAAUAAUGAUCCAUAUUUAGUUACAUUAUCACAUAACGGAAAUAAUGUUUUUGAUAUUUUAUACAAUUUAGUUUGGGACGGUAUUGUUCCUAACAUAUCUGAAGAUCCAAUAAAUUUUGCAAAAUUUAAAAUGUUGAAUGAAAAAUUUCUAAAUUCUAGGACGGCAGUUACCCGUAUUGAACCUAUUUUAUCCAUGAAUCAUUUUUAUGUUGAAACCGAAUUAAGUUAUCAAAUUGGCAUAGCUAUCAGGACUGAAAUUGAAAAUCAGACAAAAUGGAUCCCAGUGUUACAUCCCGAAGAAGGUCAAAUAGUAAUUGCUAAAAGUAUGAAUGAUUUAAAAUUAUAUCGGGCAAGGGUUAUAAUGAAAUAUGAUGAUCGUGAAGAGUAUAGAUGUUUUUUAAUCGAUUGUAUUAAAUUUGAAAACUGUUUUGAAUUAUUUGAACCCAGUGAUUAUCUACUAACAGCACCUCCAGUUAAAAUACACUGCUCUUUAAAUUUAUCAAAAAAUGUUGGUAGUCACUUUCUUGAAAGCAUGAAUCUUGCUUUUAUUAAUGAAAUAGCUGAAUGCAUUGAUAAGUCAAAAAUCAUGUACAUAAAAAAAAUUGGCAAUCCAUGUGUAAUAGACUUGGAGAUUGAUGACUUAAAUGUUAUUCAAUUAAUUAAACCUUAUGAAGUGAGAAUUAUCCAUGUUUUGAAUUUUAAUUCUUUCAAAGUCCGGUUGAAUUCACUCGGAGCAAAAAAAAUCCUAGAUGUUCUAAACUCUACUAAAAAAUUUAUGAUUGUUUCCAAACCAGAAAUUUUCAAACUAUAUGUAGCUAAAAUUCAAACACAAUACAAGAGAGUAAAAUACAUGGGUGAACAUGAAUCAAGCUUUAAAGUAAAACUUAUAGACGAAGAACAUCAGAAGAUAAUAGUCAAUGAAUUAUAUGCACUUCCUAAAUCAAUAAUAAAUGUGAAAACUGCAGAUUUGUAUUGUUCUCUUGAAUUAAAUAAAAUGUCUUAUUCUAACAAAUUGUUUGUUGAAAUUUGUAAUAAUGGUAAUACAAAAUUUAAAAUGGUUGUCAUUAAAAGUAACCACUUACAGUCUCAUAUUGUUAAACUUUUUUUAGAUUCAAAAGAUAUUACAUCAAUAAUUUGUAAUCCACCUACAUAAGGAUUUUCUUUUAAGUACAAAUUUAGAAACAUUGACCAUUGUUAUUGUGAAGUGAAUUAUAAUAUAUACAACUAUCUAUUCUGUAAUAGUUGCAUAUUAUACCAUAUAAUAAUAAUUAUUGACUAGUGACUACCAUAUAGGUAUUUUAUUUAAAUUAAUCACUUAAUACUUAGGUACG
Messenger RNA from Rhopalosiphum maidis (corn leaf aphid), 2642 nucleotides. RefSeq lists its product as uncharacterized. Bases 731 to 2464 code for a protein of 577 amino acids. The record is from RefSeq and is a predicted model, not a curated record. NCBI's taxonomy places the organism in Eukaryota, Metazoa, Arthropoda, Insecta, Hemiptera, Aphididae. The transcript is spliced from 2 exons.